AUGGAACAGUUGCAAGAGGUCAAUAAACUUGACCAGGUGCCAAAGCCAUGCGAAUGGUUCGAUCUGAUAGGAGGCACAAGUACUGGAGGUAUCAUCGCCAUUAUGCUCGGAAAAUUAGGAAUGACUGUUGAUGAAUGUAUCCGAGCAUACAAGAAAGUUGCUCAGCAAGCCUUCACGCCUAAGUCUCGGCCAGGCCUUCCGGGAUCACCAAGUGGUGCAUUCUCUGCCAAACAGCUAGAAGCAGCUAUAAAGCAGACAGUAAAAGAGUAUUGCAUUGAUCCCGCAUGUGUGCAACAACGAAAGGAAAAGCAGGCCACCGCUGAAACUUGCCCUCAUGGAGAAAUGCAGUUUCGCGGUGAUUCGCGCACCAAGACGGUCGUGCUGGCUAUCACAAAGGACAAUGUCAAUACUCUUCCGACUCUAUUCAAGACUUACGACACAUCAGCACCUCUUGAUGGAUGUACCGUUUGGCAGGUAGCACGAGCAACGUCUGCAGCAACUACGUUUUUCAAGCCAAUCCAGGUUGGCCGCGACCAGAUCAAUUUUAUUGAUGCUGGGUUCGGAUACAAUAACCCGUGUGAAGUUCUUAUCAGAGAAGCCAAGGACCAGUUUCCUGGCCGCGAUGAGAUGCGAGUUCUGAGCAUCGGCACAGGUCUUGGUGAUGUUGUGAGCAUCAAAGACACCAGGGCCUCUAUCCUCAGAGCCUUAAAGAAGAUGGCAACUACCUCCAAGAAGGUGGCUUUGAGAUUGGACGAACGAUAUGGUGAGACUGGAACCUAUUACCGUUUUAACGUCGAACGUGGGCUCGAAGACAUCUCACUCUCUGAUUGGAAAGAGACGAGUAGCAUCUCCUCGCACACUCACAAUUACUUGAAUGAGAACAAAAGAGUCAUCGACAAGUUCAUCCAGUCUUUGACAAGAAACUCGAACGCGAAGCUUGCUGAAGAGAGCAAUGCAAACACGGCCACUGAGGAUACGAGCACUGUUAUCAACACGCUUAAGGAGAAGCUCUUCAAGACAGACGGCUGUAACAGAGUGGCACUUGUUGGGCUCGGUGGCGCAGGUAAGACACAGGUUGCGCUGCAUAUGGCGUAUUGGGCAAAGCGCCACGAAGAAGACUGUUCUGUAUUCUGGAUACCAGCCUUCAGCAUGGCUGGCUUCGAGCAAGAAUGUGUCAAACUUGUGAAGAAACUGGAUAUUUCAUGCUCUGAAGGCGAAGACCCGAAAGAGGUCGUAAAACGGCACCUCAGCUCUGGGAAGGUUAAAAGAUGGUUCAUGGUCGUCGAUAAUGCCGAUGACAUUGAUAUUCUCCGCUUCUCAAGAUCUUCAGACAAGGGAAUAUUCAGCUUCCUGCCGCACCAUGACAAUGGACGGAUCUUGAUCACAACUCGGUCCCGAGAAGUUGCGUUCGCAAUGAAAAUCCAAGUAGUGGAACUGAUGCAAAUGGAUCCCAAAGAGGCAUCAGACUUACUCAGGACAUUGCUGGAUAACGAGAAUGGAUCACGCGACGAUGAGCUCCGUGACGACAAGACACUGACCACACUAUUAGAAGGUUUGACCUACCUUCCCUUGGCGAUCGCACAAGCAGCAGCGUACAUGAACAUUUACAAGACGAACAUUGCCGAGUACGUUCAAAUUUGUGACAACGCCGACAAAAAGAACAUCAUUGAACUGCUGGAGCAGAAAUGCGAUGAUGAAACCUACUACGAUGAGUCACAAAGUGCUGUCGCUACUACCUGGAUCGUAUCGUUCGACCGUAUCCGAAGUUCUAACCAAGCAGCCGCCGAUCUACUUUCGUUCAUGGCAUUCAUUGAGUCAAGGGCCAUUCCAAGGUCUAUUCUACCUGUCUUUGAGACAGAACAGCAAACAACGCGAGCUAUAGGCAUACUCAAGAGUCACGGCUUCUUGACUCAGCGAGGUCUCGAUGCAAUAUACGACAUGCACAGGCUUGUACACAUGGUUACGCGGAAAUGGAUCGAACAAAAAGGAGAGUCGAGAGAAAUACAGCUGAUGUCACUUGCACGUGUUAAGCUUGUAUUUCCAGAUGAUGAGUGGAAGAAUCGCGAGCUCUGGAGGCAGUAUCUACCACAUGCGCUUCAGCUCCUAAGAUGCCUAGGUGAUAUUGAGAACCAGAAUGUGGCUCAUCUAGGAUUUCGGGUUGGUCAAUGCUUGCUUAGGGACAAUCGAGAUAAAGAAGCUGUGGGUAUAUUUGAACAUGUUGUUAAGACUUACGACUCGACCCUCCCGGGAGACUCUAGGUGGCAACGAAUAUCCAGAUUGUUUCUUGCAACAGCAUACCUGGAAACUGAGCUUCAGGAGAAGGCAAUGGAGAUACUACAGGCUAUAGUGGAUUUUGAGAAAAGGAUACUUGCAGAAGAUGACCCAACUUUAUUGACAUCACAGCACGUCCUUGCCUCAGCAUACCUUAGAAUUGGACAGGCGCAGAAGUCAGUGGAUAUCCUAAAGCUCGUUACAAACAUCGAGCAGCAGACAUUAGCUGAAAACGACCCCAGUCGACUGGCGGGACAGCAUGCACUUGCAGAAGCAUAUAUCUAUAUUGGUCAGGCACAGCUGGCAGUGGAGAUCCUAGAGUCAGUUACAAAGAUACAAGAGGGGAUGUUAAGUGAAGAUGACCCAGAUCGACUAUCAUCGCAGCAUACGCUUGCAGCAGCCUACAUUUCCUGCAAGCAGGAAAAAAAGGCAAUUGAGAUCCUGGAGUGGGUGGUAGAGAUUGAAAAAAGGUUUCUUGCUGAGGAUCACCCAAAUCUACUCGCAGGACAAUAUCAACUGGCUAAAGCAUAUUUCAAAGAUGGCCAGAUGGCACGGGCAAUUGAGAUCCUGGAGUGGAUGGUAGAGACUAAAAAACGGUUACUUGCUGAGAAUCACCCAAAUCUACUCAAAGGACAAUAUCAACUGGCUAGAGCAUAUUUCAAAGAUGGCCAGAUAGCACGGGCAAUUGGGAUAUUAGAAGACUUGGUCAGGAUUCAGACACAGACAGAGUCACAUAAUAGUCGCAUUUUCCGACUAUCAAAGAGCCUACUACAGACGUGUUACGAUGAGUUGGAAAAGUAA
Messenger RNA from Fusarium musae, 3072 nucleotides. RefSeq lists its product as uncharacterized. The transcript has 4 exons. Gene Ontology annotation, molecular function: protein binding; ADP binding. NCBI's taxonomy places the organism in Eukaryota, Fungi, Ascomycota, Sordariomycetes, Hypocreales, Nectriaceae. The record is from RefSeq and is a predicted model, not a curated record. Bases 1 to 3072 code for a protein of 1023 amino acids. Gene Ontology annotation, biological process: lipid metabolic process.